Molecule: messenger RNA, 1104 nt
Organism: Carassius auratus (goldfish)
Lineage: Eukaryota; Metazoa; Chordata; Actinopteri; Cypriniformes; Cyprinidae
Product: cysteine-rich and transmembrane domain-containing protein 1-like
Exons: 3
Coding region: 239-655 (138 amino acids)
Cellular component (GO): extracellular exosome
Source: RefSeq, a predicted model, not a curated record
GCUGAUAAUACCGGGAGUUAUUUGCCAAUGGGAGUCCGCGCACCGCUGUCUACGUGACAUCACCGCGUCCCUUCUGACCGAAUCAAGAAGCGUUAUUUUGUUCGUGGUUGCAGCUUCAGCGGUUUACGGCCGACUUCAGCGACGAAAUAAUAAAACAACAAAACACUUAAAUACAGUAACAGAGCGAAUAAACUCGUGUUUUUCUUUCAAAGGUCGUCCCCUCAUCUGCGGUGUGCAGAUGAAUUACGAGCAGCCUCCCCCCUACACGGGGCCGGGCCCCACCGCUCCGGGGUACCCCCCUCCCACAGCUCCCGGGUACCCUCCUCAAGGAUUUCCUCCUCAGGGAUACGCUCCUCAGGGAUACCCUGCACAGGGAUACCCUGCACAGCCGUACCAAGGAUAUCCAGUCAAUACUGACCAGCCCAACCCUGGUUACCCAAGCUACCCUCCUGCACCCCCUGGGUCAUACCCGGUCCAGACGGGAUACCAGGCGUACCCACAACAACAGUAUGGUGGGCCAGUGUACGGAGAACCUCCUAAGAACACUGUGUAUGUUGUGGAGCAGGGCAGGCGGGAUGAUUCUGGGGAGCAGGCAUGUCUAACUGCAUGUUGGACGGCUCUGUGUUGCUGCUGUCUCUGGGACAUGUUGACCUAGAAUUAUAAGGAAACCACCAUGAGCCCCUCUUUUAUUUGUCAAGUUCUUUCACUCCAUGUUUCAGUCCUUAUUUAUGGGUGACUACUGAAAAAGUAAUUGAGAAACCAAUAGAGUGAUGUUUUGGUUGUAGAGUCCAUUUCCAGUAGUCCAGCUUGGAGCACCACUUUUUAUUCCUUCAAUGAAGCACGAUACGCACUGAGAGACUGAUUACACACGUCGAUCUUAUCUGUAGAGGCUUAUUAAACUAAAUGUUUUUAUUCUUUCUCUUUUGAAAAUAAUACAGAUGUCAUCUUCAUUAAUGAAAUGCAAACAUUUACAUUUUGCUUGUUUAUAGACCAGAUUUGAUAAUCAGUUAUGGCCUUGAAUGUUUGAGCUGUCUUAAUAAGUCAGAAAACGUUUGUUUCUAUUAAAUAAAAUGAUGUAAUUGAGGCUUUUGUGUACUCAAAAUG